UACCAAAUUCCUAGAUUACUGUGUGUGUUUGUGUGGUUUUGCAUAUCAAUUAAUCACAUUCUACAAAUUUUCAACCAAAAAAAGAAAAAAAAGAGGAAAAAGGGAAACACCCAUAGGAAAAAAAGGAAAUAAAAAUUUAAUCUUGUGAAUCCCACGGAUUUGAAAGCCAAGAAUUAGCAGAAUUCAUCAAAUGAGGCAAAAUCCGGGUGGAGGUUUAAGAGGGGGUCUGCAUGCAGGACAUUUUGCAAAAGACCCCUCUAUUACUCCACCGUUUCAUACAUCAUCAGCAUUAGCUGUAUCUGAGCUUGCUUUUUUUGUGGGAUAUAAUCAAAAUUCAAGUGCAUUCUUGACAGAGUUUUGGGUGGUGGGCUGGUUGAAUUCUUGGAGAAUUUUUCUUGAACUUUUUUUGUGUUUGUUUGACAGGUGAAUUGGAAUUGAAAGAAUGGGUUCUACUAGUUACAAUGAUGCUGCACAGAAGGAGCUUGAGGAUGAGUUGGUGAAGGCUGGGCGUAAGCUUCACAGCCUUCCAUCCUCCACUGAUGAAAUUCUCAUCCGUCUUGAGAAAGCAGAGAGCGUUUUAGCCAGGGUAUGGCAAUUGCCUCCCUCAUCUACAGAAGAUGCCCUUUAUCCAGUAAUGAAGGGACUGAUCUCUGAUAAACUCUUGCGGCAUGCUGAUGAAAAUGUCCAACUUGCAGUUGCAUCUUGUUUUAAUGAGCUCACAAGAAUAACAGCUCCGAAGUUCCCUUACAAUGACGAGGAUAUGAGGGAGAUUUUCAAGUUAUUCCUGGUCGCACUUAGGCCGUUGUCCUCUGAGACUGGUAGCAAUUAUUUACGAGCUGUGCAGAUUCUGGAAGGUCUGGCAACAGUGCGGUCAUGCUUGAUAAUGCUGGAUAUAGAUAGUGAUGAGAUUGUUGUUGACAUGUUCCAACUCUUUUUCAAUACCAUUAGGUCCAAUCCAUCCUCAAAUAUUGUCAACUACAUGGAAACCAUCAUGAGAAUGGUGAUAGAAGAAAUUGAUGAGGUCUCUUUGGAUCUUCUGAGGCCCCUUUUAGCUAGCGUCAGAAUGGAUAAUAAGAAUAUUUCACCUUCUUCCUGGGAGCUGGGGAAGAUCGUCUUUGAAGGCUGUGGGACCAAACUCCAGCCUUAUCUUAGAGAAGCUGUGACGACAUUGAACCUGAAUGUUGAUGAUUAUGCUCCAAUAGUUGCUUCUCUAUGCCAGGACACAUCCAAUGGGGAAACCAUGGUGGCAGAAGAAGUUGUAGAAACUGUGCCAUCUGUAGCAGCCGGUCCGUCUGGUGAUAGAGUAUCCAAGUUGGACGGAGUUCCCGAGGCUGAGCAAGAGGAUUGCACUCAUCAAGAGAAGGAUGAAAAUGGAAAUAUAUUGGAUGAUGAAAAUUCAUUGGUGACAUUAAAUUGCUGUCAGCAAAUUGUGCAGCUUAAAAGUAAUGACGCAAGAUCUGAUGUCGAAGUAGUCAAUAAUGCAGAAAUUUCACAAUUGGAGAUGGAUAUGGGAGCCCUUCCAAGGAGAAGGGGGAUGAGACCCAACACUUUAAUGAAACCAGAGGAGGGAUAUGAACACGUGUGGGCAAUGGGAGGCAAGGAUUUCCGAAAACUAUCUUAUCAAAGUAAUAACAAGGAGAAGAAGGACUUGCUUGUGCCGUCAGAACCUGGAAAACCAAACAUUCCAAGUGAUUCUUCACAGAAAGAAUUUGAUUCUGUUAACGAAGGAAGUGUUCGCAAAAGGCGCCGGUCCAAGAAGAAAGAGGCCAUGCCGAAUGAGCAUGAUGAUGAGGAACAGUUGUCAAAGCAAAGAAGGAAGAUCUUGCAAACUAAGGCAAAGGAGAGAGGUCCCCACGCCCCAAAGAGCAGAGCUGAAAAGGUUGUUGCUAGAUCGAGCACAUUUAACAUAGUGAAGGGAGAAGGCAACUGCAGUGGUACUGAGUCAGAAGGAAAAGACGAGUUUUUGCUUCAAGAACUUAGUGGGAAGGAAGAAAUCAAGGAUGAAAUUAUCAUCCCGAAACGCGAGUUGGGAGACGACGUGGAACAGAUGGUGGAAUGUCCCAUGGCUGGUCCUCCCAAAGCCAAGAAACCUGAUAAUUUGGCUCCAGAAACGGAAAAGAACCAGAAGUCCAUAACGCCCAGUGUCGAUUAUGGAGAGGAGUUGGUCAGUUUAAGGAUAAUGGUUUGGUGGCCAAUUGACAAAACGUUCUACACAGGGACCGUCGAAGCUUUUGAUCCUUUGACAAAGAAGCACAGGAUUAAAUACGAUGAUGAUGAAGAAGAAGUCUUGAACCUGAAAAAAGAAAGAUGGGAACUGUUCAGUGAGAAGCAGCCUCGAAAAAUACAGUCCUAUCAGAAGCAAGAAGCUGAUGAUCACGAUCCAUCUCCUGCCGAAAAGCCUGUCAAGAUUCAGAAGAUCACAAAACGAAAGCCAGGUUCAUCAAGAAAACAGCAUACCCCCACAUCAUCAAUAAGGCCAAAAGGCGAAGGCCGUGGCCUCGCUAAAUCAGGAGGUUCUUCAUCAAAUUUAGAAUCAGAUGAUAAAAUGUGUGAAGCAAAUUUCUCAUCAAAGGAUGUCGGAGAGAAUAACCGUGCAGGCAAGAAGCAUCCGGAUAGCCUCGACCAGCACAAGAAAACCAAGCCGAUCACACCACCUCCCGAGAUGCGAUAGAUGGUAGAAAGAUUAUAGCGAGAAGCUGGACAAGGGCCAAAGAGCUGGGAGUAUAUUACCCUUCUCUUCUCUUGAUCCAACUUUUAGGACAAAAUUGAAUAGACAUUUACAGUACUUUCAAGUAUGUAUUAUAGUUGCCUUCUUGUUACCUGGAGUUUGAUGUUGUCUGCUUAGACUUUAGAAUGCUUUGAGCAUAGGGCUGUUCUUGACUACAUUAAUUUGCACUUUGGCCCAUGAUUUUAUGAGUUGUAUACAUUUUAGACAAGGGGUGCUUCUUAUGUUUGCAUGUAUUAGUUUCCUGUUUUUAGAGGCAAAUAGGCUGUUUUCCAUGUAUUAUUUUUCUACUCUCUUUCUCUCUCUCAAAGGCUGAUUAUAGUGAUGUUUGAUCAGUUUUUGGGGUGUAAACGAGUCGUUUUCGACUUUGUUUUCGACUUUUUUUUG
Sesamum indicum (sesame) is the source of this 3112-nucleotide messenger RNA. RefSeq names its product sister chromatid cohesion protein PDS5 homolog D. The record is from RefSeq and is a predicted model, not a curated record. Gene Ontology annotation, cellular component: nucleus; chromatin. Gene Ontology annotation, biological process: DNA repair; mitotic sister chromatid cohesion. NCBI's taxonomy places the organism in Eukaryota, Viridiplantae, Streptophyta, Magnoliopsida, Lamiales, Pedaliaceae.